Messenger RNA from Vigna unguiculata (cowpea), 1077 nucleotides. The record is from RefSeq and is a predicted model, not a curated record. NCBI's taxonomy places the organism in Eukaryota, Viridiplantae, Streptophyta, Magnoliopsida, Fabales, Fabaceae.
AUGAAGGAACUUGUUGGAAGUAGGUGUUUGAUGGAUUGCCAUGUUGAGAAGACCCUAGAUGGGGUGGGUAGAGUUGUGAAAAAGGCUGAUAGGGAUGUGAAGGAGGUUGAGAAGGUUCUUGUGGAGUAUCAUACUGUUAACAAAAGUAAUAUGGCUGCUUAUAGCAAACAUAGUUUAAAGUGGGAAAUAAGGAAAAUCGAUGCACUUCAAACGUGCUUGUCUACAAAUGUAUCUCCUGAUCAUACGAAUCUUGAUUCCAACCAAAUUGCUUCCAUUGUGUUUCAUUGUGUGAAGACAAACCCUUCCAUACCAAUCAAAAGUGUGAUCUCCAAAAUUUCUAAUCGUUUUGGGUAUUCAGUUUCAUAUCAAAAAGCUUGGAAUGCUAAACAGAAGGUGUUGGCUAAAGCAUUUGGAGAUUGGGAAGACUUGUACAACGAACUUCCAAGGUGGUUUGAAGCUGUUCAACAAACCAACCCAGGCACAAUAAUUAAAUACAUUAGUUCUCCCAUUGUAGUUAAAGGUCAAUUUGACCCUUUUUCUUAUAUUUUGGAACGCGUAUUUUGGGCUUUUGGACCAUGCAUCCAAGGGUUUAAUUAUUGUAAGCCAAUUGUACAAGGGAAUGGCACAUUUCUCACAAGGAUAUAUCAAGGGACAUUGCUCACAACACUAGCUCAAGAUGAGACUCGUAACAUUUUUCCUUUGGCCUUCGCGAUAGUUGAAGGUGAGACAAGAGAGGCUCUAAUAUGGUUUUUCAGUAUAUUAGCAGCCCUACGAUCUGAACAAGUUCGAUGGGAAGGAGAAGGGCUUCAAUCUGUAUAUUUCAUACGUCAUAUCGCUUCGAAUUUCAAUAAGAGGUUCAAAAACCAAGAUUUGAAGAACCGAUUACUUAACAUGGCUUACGAGGUCAAACAACCUAUAUUCAAUGCAAAAUUGUCAGCAUUGAGAUCUCAUUCAUCUGAAGUGGCUUCUUGGGACAGGAUACCAUUACAAAAGUGGACUCAGGCAUACGAUGGUAGUAGUAGAUUCGGUCACAUGACAACAAACUUGGCUGAAUGCAUGAAUUCUAUUCUAAAAUGA